GAUCUUAGCGAUCCGUGGAAUAAGCUUUCUGAACGAGGUAGUUCACCCCAUAAUGCUGUGCAACGUAAGGCAGCAGGAGUCUUAGUAGGUUGAUAUACAGGUGGCUGGCAGUCAUUACAGUGUCUGAAUAAAUACUAGGGAUGAAAUUAAAUAAAUAUGUAUCAUCAUCAAGGAGGAAGAAUCGUAAGAGGCAUCUUACGGCCCCAUCCCAUAUCAGGAGACGGUUUAUGUCCGCUCCCCUGUCGAAGGAACUAAGGCAAAAGUACUCUGUUCGUACAAUGCCAAUUCGCAAAGAUGAUGAAGUUCAGGUUGUAAGAGGUCAUUACAAGGGUCAGCAAGUUGGGAAAGUUGUACAGGUGUACAGAAAGAAAUUUGUUAUAUAUAUUGAAAGGAUUCAGCGAGAGAAGGCUAAUGGUGCCAGUGUUUAUGUUGGAAUACACCCUUCCAAGGCUGUAAUUGUGAAGUUGAAGAUGGACAAGGACAGGAAGAAGAUUAUUGACAGAAGAUCAAAGGGUAGAUUAGCAGCAUUGGGUAAGGAGAAGGGAAAGUACACUGAAGAAAGUGCUGCAGCAACAGCAAUGGAAACAUCAUAGGCAAUGGCACUCACUUUUGUAAUAUCUGCUGCUUAAUAAAUUUAAAAUAUUUAAAUAUGA
This is a messenger RNA of Cryptotermes secundus, 653 nucleotides long. It is a transcript of the gene RpL26, whose product is annotated as 60S ribosomal protein L26. Gene Ontology annotation, molecular function: RNA binding; structural constituent of ribosome. Gene Ontology annotation, cellular component: cytosolic large ribosomal subunit; ribosome. NCBI's taxonomy places the organism in Eukaryota, Metazoa, Arthropoda, Insecta, Blattodea, Kalotermitidae. Gene Ontology annotation, biological process: cytoplasmic translation; ribosomal large subunit biogenesis. The coding region runs from base 141 to 593 and encodes 150 amino acids. The record is from RefSeq and is a predicted model, not a curated record. The transcript has 4 exons.